Molecule: messenger RNA, 2125 nt
Organism: Artibeus jamaicensis (Jamaican fruit-eating bat)
Lineage: Eukaryota; Metazoa; Chordata; Mammalia; Chiroptera; Phyllostomidae
Gene: TMEM119
Product: transmembrane protein 119
Exons: 2
Coding region: 73-924 (283 amino acids)
Biological process (GO): ossification; positive regulation of bone mineralization; positive regulation of osteoblast differentiation
Cellular component (GO): plasma membrane
Source: RefSeq, a predicted model, not a curated record
GGCACCGUCUCUCUCUCGCUCCACCUGGCGGGAGCACCAGGCCUGAGUGCGGAGGGACUGGUCCCGGGCAACAUGCUUUCUGCCACGGCCUCCAGCCUCUUCCUGUCUCUGCUGCUGCUCCCCAGGGUCCUGCCCUCGGUGGUCCACUCUGUGUCCCUGCAGGACACCUUCCCGGAGGACCUGGGGGGUAGCGGGGAGGCUGACGGCUCUUCGGCCUCCUCGCCGAGCCUCCCGCCACCCCAGACCCCAGACCUCAGCCCCACGUCGGUGGGGCCCCAGCCCACGCCCCUGGCGGGCCCCAAGCCGCCCACCAACUUCCUGGACGGCAUCGUGGACUUCUUCCGCCAGUACGUGAUGCUCAUCGCCGUGGUGGGCUCCCUGGUGUUCUUGGUCAUGUUCAUCGUCUGUGCCGCCCUCAUCACCCGCCAGAAGCACAAGGCCUCCGCCUACUACCCCUCAUCCUUCCCCAAAAAGAAGUAUGUGGACCAGAGGGACCGGGCCGGAGGCCCCCAGGCCUUCAGCGAGGUCCCCGACAGGGCUCCCGACGGCCGGCCCGAGGAGGCCCUGGAUUCUUCCCAGCAGCUCCAGGCGGACAUCCUUGCCGCCACCCAGAACCUCAAGUCUCCCACCAGGGCGGCCCCAGGCAGUGGAGACGGAGCCAGGAUGACAGAGGGCAAGUCAGAGGAAGAGGAGGCAGGCGGCCAGGAGGGGCACCCGGAGGCCCAGGGCCCUGGGGCCCCAGCAGAGACCCCACAAGCACCGGAGGAAGCACUGUGCUCAUCAGUGCCGGUAGAGGGGGCUGCUGGGGCCAGCGAGGGCCCUGGGGAGCCAGAAGCAGCUUCCUCAGCGGCCCAGGAAGCUGGGGACCCAGCUGGCCCCCCAGAAAGCCCCUGUGCUUGUGGCAGUGCCACCCCUAGCGUCUAAUGGGCCCCCAGAGCUGUGGCCCUGACUAUCGGAUCCCUAGGGGUCCCCUCCUUGGGCAUAGAAAGGCCCUUAACGCUCCCUGAAGCCCCCUCCUUGCCCACCCCCAGCUGCAAAUCCCAGCAUGUCCCGAGCCUACAGUGGGCAUGGUCUCCGGUCCACCCCCGGAGUCCCGCCAUGUUCCAGAACGUUUGUCCCUGCAGCCCCAAAGGGCUCCAUCCCCAAGCACAGCUCCUCUGGGGAGGCAGGGCCUGGGGCGGGUAUCCCCGUUACAUCCCGUCCAUUAGCAAACAAGCUUCGAGGGUCCCUCGUGGCAGGGCCAACACCAGCGCUUUUCACUGAGGUAGCGAAGGAAAGCAGAUGAACCAGCAGCGUUGGAAGACUUUAUAUGGGAGACACAGACAUGUCCGGGGCUGGUGCCCUCGGUGGGGACGCAGAAAUGGGCCUGAUGCAACAAGUGGCUUCUUCGAGGGGCCCCUGCACCGCUCACGACAGGGCCUUCCACGAGCAUUUCCCAAACCGGGUCCCCUGGGGUCCCCUGUGGAUAAAAAGAUUUUGGAGUCCAGCGGGAGGUGCAGAAGCACUGUGUCUGGACGCCCCGCCCCCCACCCCCGGAGCGCCAGGGGCUCUCGCAAGUCCUGCAGCAAAGGGCCGUGGAGUCUGGUUUCACUUAGCCUUUCCCAAACUGCUUUUGACCGUACAGUAUUUUUUGUUGUUUAGCAGCUAGUGUAAAAACGCUGCAGAGCACACUUUGGAAAUUAUUGCUCUCCUGAAGGUGCCCCCAGUGUCUGCUGGUCCUGGGUGCGGGCUGUGAGGGCCUGGGCCCCCCAAGGACUGCCUCUCAUCCUGCCGUGGCCGUGGAGACGGGGCAAAUGAAUUAUACCUUUUGGUCGGAAUCCCCUAGCAGCCUGGAGCCCUGGGGUGAGCAUGGGGACAGCGUGCUCUCAGGGAACCCGAGGGAGGGCGCAGGGUUUUUGACGCCCGGCCUGGAGCAGCGGGUGCUGGUCCCUGCCCCCUGCUUGCACACUGGUGUCCGGCAGCCUGUGUCCACCCGAUUCUUUAGUCCUUGACCAGGGAGCCUGAGCUCCGUCCUGACUUGGGGAGGCUCUUGGGGGGUCCUCUUCCCCAUCCCUCCAUGGGGGGCCACUCCACCUCUGUGCAGCUCCCCCCGGUGCUGAGCUAUAAGGAACCAGCACAAUAAACC